This is a messenger RNA of Linum tenue, 2098 nucleotides long. NCBI's taxonomy places the organism in Eukaryota, Viridiplantae, Streptophyta, Magnoliopsida, Malpighiales, Linaceae. The record is from the annotation of a GenBank genome assembly.
CCAAAGUCCAAAAUUGAUUUUUCUUUUUCUUCUUAUUAUUGUUGGUCGUCGUCUUCCUCUUCCUCUCUCUCUCUUCUUUCUUCUUUAUAGACAGGAAAGCAGGAGGAAAUCAACAAGUCGUCAUCGUCGUCGUCGUCGGGAGGGUUUUUGUAGCGUUGUGGGGGCGGCUGUGGGUAGCGACCAAAAUCCCAAGAUUUUGCCUGCGCCAACUUGUGAAUAAUUGAUAUAUCCGGCCGCCACUCAGAUUCCUCCGCCCGCUGCAGAAUUUGUUUUGCGCAAUUAAUACCAUCGUCGUCCUCCUCCUCCUCCGGUGAAUCAAUUAGGAAAUCGAGGGGGACGCCGUUGAAUCGAAGAGAAACUCAAUUCCCGGCGAGGCCGGCGCCGCCGAUAUACUUACUCCGGCUAGCUCCAUUAUUUCCUCGCUAGUUCCAUCGCCCGGCCCCAAUUCUUAGGAGAUUGAUUUGCAUUGUGUAGACAGAGAUGGCGGUAUUGGAUUUGUUCAUAGCGUCGUCCAUUCCGGUCAUCAAGGUUCUCGUCAUCACUGCUCUAGGCACCUUCCUCGCCCUCGAGAAAGUCGAUGUCCUGGGCGCCGAAGCAAGAAAACACGUCAACAAUGUGGUGUUCUAUGUGUUCAACCCGGCGCUCAUGGUGGCGAGCCUGUCCCAGACCAUAACGUUCCAGCAGAUGGUGAAGCUCUGGUUCAUGCCGGUCAACGUGCUCAUCACAUUCGUGGUGGGUUCGGUGCUGGGAUGGAUGGUGAUACAGCUCGCCCGACCGCCCAAACAGCUGAAGGGGCUCAUCGUUGGGUGCACCGCGGCGGGGAACUUGGGCAACAUGUUCAUGGUCAUGAUCCCCGCCAUUUGUAAGGAGAAAGCCAGCCCCUUUGGCUCCCCUGAAGUCUGCCAGUCCUACGGAUUGGCCUACUCCUCUGUCUCCAUGGCUCUGGGAGCAGUGUAUCUAUGGACUUAUGUGUACAGUAUUAUGAGGGCGUCGAACCCAGUACAAGUAGCAGGAGGAGGAGGAGCAGGGGGUGGUCAUGACCCAGAGAAGCUUACAGUCAGUAUCACCACUACAACUACAACUGGAACUGUUGGAAGCUCGCUCGAGCACCCGCUUCUUCUACAUUCAUCGACCUCGAACCUUGAUAAGAUGAAUGCAGCAGGUGAUGAGAACAGCAGUAGCUUCCUUCAGAGGGUAAAGCAAGUGCUGGCCAGAGCGCUAGGAAGUGUCAACUGGAAGACCAUCUUUGCACCUUCCACCAUUGGUGUGAUUAUCGGAUUUGCGAUUGGUUUGACCACACCAAUAAAGAAUCUGCUGGUGGGAGACCAAGCACCUCUUCGUGUUAUUCAAGACUCCGGUGUCCUAUUAGGACAGGCAGCCAUCCCAACUCUGACUCUGCUUGUCGGAGCUAAUCUACUCAGAGGGUUGAAAGGGUCGAGCGUGAAGACGACGGUGAUCAUAGGGAUCGUACUGGCUAGGUACGUUGCGCUUCCUCUGGUCGGUAUCGUGGUGGUGAAAGGGGCGCUGCGUCUGGGUUUCAUCCCGGCAGACGAUCCACUCUAUCAGUUCAUUCUCCUGCUUCAGUUCACUGUUCCUCCUGCUAUGAACAUCGGCAUCAUCACCCAGUUGUUUGGAGAAGGGGAGUCGGAGUGUUCUGUCAUCAUGCUCUGGACUUAUGCCUUGGCUUCUGUCUCCCUCACUCUUUGGUCCACCUGCUUCAUGUGGCUCGUCAGCUCUUCUUGAUCGUGAUGACGAUGACGAUGAUAAUAGUAAUGUAGCUAAAAAAACAAAAUUGUACCGUAUCAUACCAUAUAUUUUUUUACGCCAUCCCCUUCACUGAGUAGGACCAGAGGAAGAAACCGGAGAAAAACGAAAGCAAGAUAAGGGGAUAGAUACAUAUUAGACUUCCAUUACUUCAAUUCUUCAAUCAUUAUUAUGUUGUAUGUAUAGAGUUAUAGAUUCAUAUGUUAGUGAACUAUAUAGUACAAGCAUUGUCCCAAUUAUUAAAUUAUUAAUACGUCUAUCAUCUCUAUUUUGCCUUCUAGACACUCACCCUAAUUACCAUUUCUAGUAUGCAGAAUCUGAAUGCUAAGAUAAA